AUGACCUUUGAAGUUGGCCGAAAUGAACUGUUGGCCGUAAUUGGAACAGUCGGCUGUGGCAAGAGUUCCUUGCUCUCGGCUCUGGCAGGCGAUAUGCGUUUGACCGAUGGUACUAUACGUCUGAGCACCACACGUGCAUUCUGUCCCCAGUACGCCUGGAUCCAAAACACCACCGUGCGCAACAACAUUCUAUUUGGGAAGGAAUAUGAUGAGGCUUGGUAUGAGCAAGUUAUCGAUGCAUGCGCUCUGACCCCAGAUCUCGAGAUCCUACCGAAUGGAGACCAGACCGAAAUUGGAGAACGAGGUAUCACUGUCUCUGGCGGACAGAAACAGCGUUUGAACAUCGCCCGAGCCAUAUAUUUCAAUGCGGAAAUGGUGCUCAUGGAUGAUCCUUUGUCAGCUGUCGAUGCACAUGUUGGUCGUCAUAUCAUGGACAAGGCCAUCUGUGGUUUGCUCAAAGAUCGCUGCCGAAUCCUGGCGACGCAUCAACUCCAUGUGCUCAGCCGAUGUGAUCGAAUUAUUGUUAUGGACGCGGGUCAGAUCAAUGCGGUUGAUACAUUCGACAAUCUGAUGCGCGACAACGAGGUCUUUAAGCGGUUGAUGUCUAGUUCGCGACAGGAGGAUAUGCAAGAGGAAGAGGAAGAGGAAGAAGUGGUCGACGAAGUCGUGGAUGAAAUAAACGAAAAUGAGCCAAGCCCCAAGAAGGCCGUCCCAGCAAAACCCGCCGCAGGCCUGAUGCAGCAAGAAGAAAAGGCCACCGAAUCCGUUGGCUGGAGUGUCUGGAAGGCGUAUAUCCGAGCCUCUGGAAGUUAUUUCAAUGCUGUCAUGGUAUUCAUCUUGCUCGGCCUUACGAAUGUUGCCAACGUCUGGACUAGUCUGUGGUUGUCCUACUGGACUUCUGACAAGUACCCGGGGCUGUCGACCGGCCAGUAUAUUGGAAUUUACGCUGGACUGGGUGUCAGUGUUGUUCUCUUGAUGUUCUCUUUCUCGACUUACAUGACUACGUGCGGUACGAAUGCUAGCAAGACUAUGCUUCAGCGUGCGAUGUCUCGUGUGCUCCGCGCGCCUAUGAGUUUCUUCGAUACCACGCCGCUUGGACGAAUCACCAACCGCUUUUCAAGGGAUAUCCAGGUGAUGGACAAUGAACUUUCCGACGCGAUGCGUAUCUAUGCCUUGACGAUGACUAUGAUUAUCUCUAUAAUGGUCUUAGUCAUCGUGUUCUUCUACUAUUUCGUCAUCGCACUGGUUCCUAUGAUUAUACUGUUCCUUGUAGCUUCGAACUAUUACAGAGCAUCCGCCCGUGAGAUGAAGCGCCACGAGAGCAUCUUGCGCUCAAUGGUCUAUGCCAGAUUCGGCGAGGCUAUCACGGGAAUCGCGUGCAUUCGCGCAUAUGGCGUAGAGAACCAAUUCCGCCGCACCAUUCGAGACUCGAUCGAUGUGAUGAACGGGGCUUACUUCCUCACUUUCUCCAAUCAACGUUGGCUUAGUGUCCGACUCGAUGCCGUGGCGACCUUAUUAGUCUUCGUGGUCGGUGUUCUGGUCGUCACUUCUCGGUUCAAUGUCUCGCCCAGUAUUUCUGGGUUAGUGCUGUCUUACAUCUUGGCUAUCGCACAGAUGCUCCAGUUCACGGUUCGUCAGCUGGCCGAGGUUGAGAACAACAUGAACGCGACAGAACGUGUUCACCACUAUGGUACUGAGUUGGAAGAGGAGGCGCCUUUGCACCAGGUCGAGGUGCCAGCUAGUUGGCCCGAGAAGGGCCACAUUGAGUUCAGCAACGUGGAGAUGCGCUACCGGGCUGGCCUUCCACUCGUCUUACAGGGCCUCACCAUGGACGUGCGAGGAGGCGAGCGCAUUGGUAUUGUCGGUCGCACUGGUGCCGGAAAAUCGAGUAUCAUGUCGGCACUCUUCCGUUUAACUGAACUAUCAGGGGGUAGCAUCAAAAUUGAUGACCUCGAUAUUUCCACUGUCGGCCUCCACGACCUUCGAUCCCGCCUUGCCAUCAUCCCCCAAGAUCCCGCUUUAUUCAAGGGCACGAUCCGCUCGAAUCUUGAUCCAUUCAAUGAGCACAAUGACCUCGAACUAUGGUCUGCCUUGCGCAAGGCGUACCUCAUCGACCAAGAGCAAGCACUCGAAGGUGAGGAACUGCCAAGCAAGCCAGCCAGCGGAGCCACAACCCCAGUCACAGGCAGUGACAUGAAAGCGCGCCCGACAAAAACACUUACCCUCGAAUCGCCUGUCGACGACGAAGGUCUGAACUUUUCUCUAGGCCAGCGGCAACUGAUGGCCCUCGCCCGGGCGCUGGUCCGCGACGCACGUAUUAUCGUUUGCGACGAAGCUACCUCUUCCGUUGAUUUCGAGACCGAUCAAAAGAUCCAGCACACCAUGGCCCAGGGCUUUGAUGGAAAGACUUUGCUGUGUAUUGCGCAUCGCUUGCGCACUAUCAUCCACUACGAUCGCAUCUGUGUUAUGGAUAAGGGUCGGAUUGCUGAGAUGGAUGCACCAGCUGUGCUGUGGGAUAAGACAGAUGGCAUUUUCCGUGCCAUGUGUGAGCGUAGUGGGAUCACACGCGAGGACAUUCUCAGCACUGACUGA
Molecule: messenger RNA, 2592 nt
Organism: Penicillium verrucosum
Lineage: Eukaryota; Fungi; Ascomycota; Eurotiomycetes; Eurotiales; Aspergillaceae
Exons: 2
Coding region: 1-2592 (863 amino acids)
Biological process (GO): transmembrane transport
Cellular component (GO): membrane
Molecular function (GO): ABC-type transporter activity; ATP binding; ATP hydrolysis activity
Source: RefSeq, a predicted model, not a curated record